Messenger RNA from Bipolaris maydis ATCC 48331, 1615 nucleotides. RefSeq lists its product as uncharacterized. The record is from RefSeq and is a predicted model, not a curated record. Lineage: Eukaryota; Fungi; Ascomycota; Dothideomycetes; Pleosporales; Pleosporaceae.
CCAGAGGCUCUUGCUGCCGACUCACAAUUACUUGCCAUUUUCAAUGCUCCCAAAAACACCCUGUUGGUGCGGGAAUCGUGAGCCGCUGCCCGCCUAUCAAGUCUCUGGUGUCAGUAGAGCACCCCAGCCAUUCAUCAUGCACUUCGAUCUCCUCAGCCUCAAAGCCAAGAAGAGCAUUUCCCAGCUCCUAUGCAGGAAGAACGAUACCGAGAGCGCCUUUUCUGGUGCCGAUCGUAACUUGAUCGAGAGGGGUACAACUCCCGGUCCUUCACCAGACGAAGACUCCGUCCGACCAAAUGCAAACGAUUCGCCGUCGAGCAAUAACAGUCCCUCAAGGCGCAAGGGUCUUGUAGGGUCGCUGAAGGAGAACAAGUUGCGAAGCAUCAACUCCUUACGCAGUCUGCGAUCACCAACCAAGGCCAAGCAGCCCGGUGUAGAUGCUUCGCCUUGCGCUGAUAGCCCUCACACUCCACUGCCCCGCCCAAGGUCGUCUCUCCUCCUCACUUUCCAAGAGUCGCCGGCCGAUGAGCCCUUGUUUGACCUAAGCCGCACAGACUCGAUCGAUUUUGGCCAUAACUUCUGCUAUUCUUCGCCACUGCCUAUCCCUUCAUCGGAGAAUCAGAAGCCGCAAUCGUUUGUCUCGCCCUCUGUAAUACCGGAUGGCACUAUCCCCUCCUCACCAGCUCCACUCCGGAAGCUCUUGGACCUGGAACAAAAUGAAGAUUUUCCAUCACCAAUGUUCGGGCCGGCGUUCGAUCUGGAUUUAGCUUGUGUGGACUUACUGGCUCCCCUUCAGGAUGAUGUGCAGGAGCCUCAUCAGAUCCAAGGCACUUCACGAGAAACAACUGAAGUUGUCCAAGCCGCCACAGAACACCACCAUGUUCCAACCAAGGGCCCUGAAAGCGAACAAUCCAGCACCGACAACACUAAUGAUUUGGUCAAUGAUCGUCGAUUCAUGCAGGAGGAUCCCCACGUUCACGAACUGACGGAAAAGUUUGAUCAGCACUGCCUCAAUACGAAUGAAGGCAUGACAGACCCCUCUGACAAUGUGUUGAUGAUCAUUGGCAAGGACUACAUGUUGAGAGUCUUUCACAAUGGGGAUCUCAAACGCCGCAUCGGUAUCACAGCGUAUAAUGGCCACGGCUAUGCCCCAGACAACGAGUCGGAGAUGAUCCUUGCCCGCCGUGAGGAAGACUUCGCUGUGGCGGAAAGGAUAUUGCCUGAACUCGGCAGAUUCGUUGUGCUGAAUAGGGAUAUGCUUGGAAAAACGAACAGGGAACUGGUGCUCGAUGAGACUCUUGCAGAACGCAUACUUCCAGAAUGGCUGGAUCUCGACCUGGACAUGGAGAGUACCGAGCAAUUGCACAGCCGUGUCAGCAACGCUGGCAAGCGACAGAACCACGAGAGCACAUGGGGACAGCAUGUCGGGCUCUACGACGGAACUGGCUAUGGAACGGGAUCCAGCUCGCCUUCUUCGACGACGGCCGAGACUGGGAUGGAUGAUGCUUGCCAUUAUGUUGAGAAAGGCAAUCCCGAAGACGAUGUUGCCGAUGUACUCCCUGGUGUUUAUGAGAAGACCUAUCCAUUUCGCUCGACACCCGACUCGUCUCGCUAA